AUGGAGUCCUACUUCCAGAACCGACGUAUCCGCCGAGCAACAGAGGAAGACUUGGCCAAUAUUCAAUCCAAAUCUGUCCGAACCAGUAUCUCAGGGUCAGACCCGGAGGCAGGACUAGCAGAGAAGCCAGCCGUUUUCGCAGAUACUACCCUUAUACCUGGUGUGACUGUUUCUCGGCCAGAUGGAGACAAUGGCGAGGUAGUCUUCCUGGUUGGGUGGAGGGAAAACGACCCAAACAACCCACUGAAUUGGUCGCUGCUUCGAAAGUGGGUGGUCAUGUUAGCCUGCUGUCUGAUUGCUAUGUCAAUGACAAUCCCCUCUUCGGUGGAGGGUGCCACUCAAGACGCCUUCGAUGCCCGCUUUGGUGUAAACGCCAUGGCUGGAUCGAUGACUACCGGUAUCUUCCUUAUUGGAAUCGCAGUAGGCUCUCUGUUCUCAGGUCCGUUCUCUGAGACAUUUGGCCGCAACAUCGUCUACUUCAGUGCCAUGAUCAUCACAAUGAUCUUCAUCAUGGCUAAGGCGCUGGUACCAAACUAUGGCGCCGCUCUCGCCUUCCGAUUCAUUUGUGCUCUCUUCGCAGCCACCCCGAUGACCGUAUCCGGUGGUACCGUCGGUGAUAUCUGGGAGCCAAUGCAAAUUCCCUUUGGUCUGCCCUUGCUCACUAUCGCCGCCUACGCUGGUCCUAUCCUGGGUCCCGUGAUCGGUGCCUAUACGCCCGAAAUUGGCUACGAGUGGGGCGACUGGCUCUCGAUGAUCAUUGUCGGUGUCGCCUUGGUAGUGGUUCUGAUUGCACAGCCCGAGACAUUCAGCCCUGUUCUGUUAGAAUGGCGCGCGAAACACCUGCGCGAGCUAACUGGCGACAAUCGAUACCGCGCCGCCCAUGCCGCAGAUGCCAACUCUCUGGGUCCACGACUGCUCACCAAUGUUUCCCGGCCAUUUAUAAUGAUCUGGACCGAGCCUAUCAUUCUGAUCUUCAGUUUCUACCUUGUCCUGCUCUACUUUGUGAUGUUCACCUUCCUUAACGGCUAUCCCUUCAUCUUCGCCAAUGUGUACGGCAUCAGCACGGGCAUGACCUUUGUCAUCUUCUCCGCAAUGAUUCCCGGUGUCAUGGUCGCAUUGGCUAUGAUUCCUGUUCUAUAUGGCCUAACAAAGAAGGUCGCGAGACAAGCCGAGGCAGAGGGCAAGGCUUUGCAACCAGAGGUAUCGCUCUACUGGGCGAUGGCGGGCGCAUCUAUCUUGAUGCCAAUUUCCCUCUUUUGGAUGGCUUGGACCUGCUACGCCAACAUUAGCAUCUGGUCGCCGAUUGUGGCCUCCGGUUUCUUCGGCUACGCGCUUGUUUGCAUUUUCACUACAACCUACAUGUACAUAAUCUUUGUCUACCUGCAGUAUGCAGCGUCGGCUCUGGGAUUCAUGUCCUUCGCCCGUUACCUCGUCGCUGGUGCCCUCAGCCCUGUGUCGGUGAAGAUGUACGAGAACAUCGGCCCCCAUUGGUCUGUUACCAUUGUUGCCAUUCUUGCAACCAUCAUGGCACCCGUUCCUUUUGUGUUAUACAAGUAUGGCCACAAGGUUCGGGCCAUGAGCAAGAACGCUGUCAACAAGGCAUAG
Molecule: messenger RNA, 1605 nt
Organism: Penicillium vulpinum
Lineage: Eukaryota; Fungi; Ascomycota; Eurotiomycetes; Eurotiales; Aspergillaceae
Product: Major facilitator superfamily domain general substrate transporter
Exons: 3
Coding region: 1-1605 (534 amino acids)
Biological process (GO): transmembrane transport
Molecular function (GO): transmembrane transporter activity
Source: RefSeq, a predicted model, not a curated record